Messenger RNA from Mollisia scopiformis, 1683 nucleotides. RefSeq lists its product as uncharacterized. The transcript is spliced from 3 exons. The record is from RefSeq and is a predicted model, not a curated record. Gene Ontology annotation, molecular function: protein binding. Bases 1 to 1683 code for a protein of 560 amino acids. Lineage: Eukaryota; Fungi; Ascomycota; Leotiomycetes; Helotiales; Mollisiaceae. Gene Ontology annotation, biological process: mRNA cis splicing, via spliceosome. Gene Ontology annotation, cellular component: cytoplasm; spliceosomal complex.
AUGGAUCCUGGAAGGAAAGCAAUGAUAGCAGGUCGCGGAUCACCUGCAAGAGACAUUACAGCGCCUCGACGAGAUCAAAACAAUCGCAUAUCGAAAUCUUCAAGACCAACAGGUUCAGGCAGCAGAACUCCCGACUUUCGACCUCCACGAAACAAUGACGCUUUCGAAGAUGAACAAACACGGAAAUGGGUUUCUGAGGAAGAUAGUUUCGUUCUAAAGCAGGCAAAGAAGAAGGCAGACAUACGCGUACGGGAAGGGAGAGCAAAGCCGAUAGAUUGGCUCGCGGUCAUUCUGAGAGUAAUCGACCCAGACAGAGAUUUACUCGAUGACGAUGAAGAGGAGGUUCAGCAUGAGGUCGUAGAUCCAGAAGGAGUUUUUGAAGGUCUCAAUGACGCUCAAUUCAUCGAGCUGGAGAAUGACAUCAACUCUUACCUUGCUUUGGAAAAGAACAAGAAGAAUCAGGAUUAUUGGAAGACAAUGCAGAUCAUCUGCAAUGACCGUCGUCAAAAAUUGAAGCCAAUGGGUCCAGAAGGUCGUGCUGUCAACUCUGUUUCUGCGGAUAUCGAUAAGCUGCUAGGCCCAAAGACAUAUGAGCAGCUGGAGGCUUUGGAGAAGUCAAUCAGAGCGAAACUGCGGUCAAACGAAAAUAUCGACUUCGACUACUGGGAACAAUUACUGCGAAGUCUCCUGAUAUGGAAAGCCAAGGCAAAGCUCAAGAAGGUGUAUCAGUCGGUUCUUGAUAGUCGAUUAGAUACAUUGCGCAAGCAACAAGAGGAAGAUGCACAAGGUGUGCGAGAGAAGAUGCAGGAACUGUUAGGUGGCCCACUUCGAGUUUCCGAGGAAGGUGCCGAACAAUCGACGGAUGUCUCAGAAGUUUUCCGACCUCAAUCCGAUUUCAAAUACUCUCAGAUCUACGAUCCAGAGCCUUUAUUGAAGCUGCAUGCUGAAGACAAGUCGAGUGAGGUGAUUGACGAAUCGGUGUUUCUUCAGAAAGUUGUAGCAGAACGUCGAAAAGUUUUGAAGUUGGGCUAUAUUCCACUGAAACAACAAGCUGCAGAGAAGGGUGCAAGUUCGACCAGCAAGGUUGUCAGUAUCGCAACUACUUCAGCUGCACCUCCAGGAACUCAACGAUUCUCCACUGCCCCCAACGAAGAUUUCUCUCAGGCAACAAAAGCAUUAUAUGAGCGAGAAGUUGCUCGGGGUGUUGACGAGGACGAAGAAAUCUUCACUGGAGAGGAAGCAGUUGCAACGGCAGAUCAACCACAAUGGGCAGACAAAUACCGACCAAGAAAACCAAGGUACUUCAAUCGUGUACAGAUGGGAUAUGAAUGGAACAAGUACAACCAGACUCACUACGACCAUGAUAAUCCUCCGCCAAAAGUUGUGCAAGGUUACAAGUUCAACAUUUUCUAUCCGGAUCUCAUCGACAAGAGCAAAGCACCGACAUUUAAGAUUAUAAGGGAGCAUGGCCGCAAGAGAGGCGAAUCCUUCGCACCCGCCGGAGAGGAAGAUACUUGCCUAAUCCGCUUCAUUGCAGGACCCCCGUACGAAGACAUCGCUUUCCGCAUUAUAGACAAGGAAUGGGACUAUAGUGCGAAGCGGGAUCGUGGGUUCAAAAGCAGCUUUGACAAGGGCAUACUUCAGCUCCACUUCCAGUACAAGAAGAUAUACUACAGGAAGUGA